Myotis lucifugus (little brown bat) is the source of this 1170-nucleotide messenger RNA. RefSeq names its product F-box only protein 6. Gene Ontology annotation, biological process: glycoprotein catabolic process; SCF-dependent proteasomal ubiquitin-dependent protein catabolic process. The record is from RefSeq and is a predicted model, not a curated record. Gene Ontology annotation, molecular function: ubiquitin protein ligase activity; protein binding. Gene Ontology annotation, cellular component: endoplasmic reticulum quality control compartment; SCF ubiquitin ligase complex; cytoplasm. Lineage: Eukaryota; Metazoa; Chordata; Mammalia; Chiroptera; Vespertilionidae. The transcript has 6 exons. Bases 259 to 1170 code for a protein of 303 amino acids.
GAGCCGCCGAGGGACUCCAGGUCGAUACGCAGCUCGUCCGCCGGCCGUCCCGUCCGGUGCUCAGAUCGCGGCCAGCAGGACAGGCAGGGGGGGCGACAGGCGCGAGAGGAAGCAGGAUUAGGGGGCCCAGGCCCAGGACCUUGAAGAUCUGAGGAAUCCACCUCCUUGGUCAGGGCUCAUAACCACCAUUGUUGCCCCCCCCCCCCUGCCCCCGCCGCAACCCCACACACAGACCUGUGUGUGCACCCCAGCCCAGCUAUGGCCCUGCUCAGCAUCAAUGAACUGCCUGAGAACAUCCUGCUGGAGGUAUUCAUAUACGUGCCUGCCCGUCAGCUGGUAUUGGACUGCCGCCCUGUCUGUAGCCUCUGGCGCUACCUCAUCGACCUUAUGACCCUCUGGAAACGCAAGAGCCUGCGUGAGGGCCUCAUCAGCAAGGACUACGACGAGCCUGUGUCUGACUGGAAGAUUUUUUACUUUUUGUGCAUCCUCCGCAGGAACCUCCUACGCAACCCAUGUGCUGAAGAGGGUAUGAGAUCCUGGAAAAUCGACCGCAAUGGGGGGAACCACUGGAAGGUGGAGAGCUUACCUGGAGGCCAUGGGCAAGGUUUUCCUGACUCCAAGGUCAAGAAGUACUUCGUCACAUCUUAUGAGUUAUGCCUCAAGUCCCAGAUGGUGGACCUCAAAGCUGAGGGCUACUGGGAGGAACUAAUGGACACAAUCCGGCCUGACAUCGUGGUGAAGGACUGGUUCGCCGCCAGAGCAGACUGUGGCUGCACCUACAGCAUCCGAGUACAGCUGGUCUCAGCCAACUACAUCGUCUUGGCCUCCUUCGAGCCCCCACCUGUGACCAUCGAGCAGUGGAGUGAUGCCCAGUGGAGAGAGGUCUCUCACACCUUCUCAGAUUACCCUCCAGGCGUCCGCCACAUCCUCUUCCAGCAUGGGGGCAAAGACACCCAGUACUGGGCAGGCUGGUAUGGGCCCCGUGUCACCAACAGCAGCAUCACCAUCAGCCCUAAGACAACCAGGAGCCCAGCAGCCUCCACAACUCAGCCCGAGACCAUGCAGGAGCAGGAGCAGGGGCAGGGGCAGGGGCAGGAGCAGGGGCAGGAGCAGAAUCGGGAACGACAGCGACAGGGGCAGGAGCAGAAUCGGGAAUGCGUACUUGAAUAA